Messenger RNA from Protopterus annectens (West African lungfish), 18564 nucleotides. RefSeq names its product RNA-binding protein 10-like. Gene Ontology annotation, molecular function: RNA binding. The coding region runs from base 458 to 3274 and encodes 938 amino acids. The record is from RefSeq and is a predicted model, not a curated record. The transcript has 25 exons. Gene Ontology annotation, biological process: mRNA splicing, via spliceosome. NCBI's taxonomy places the organism in Eukaryota, Metazoa, Chordata, Ceratodontiformes, Protopteridae. Gene Ontology annotation, cellular component: nucleus.
AAGGUUAACGUGAGGGCAGUUGAGACGUACUAUUUGCUAUUUCAAGCUGCACAAAACACGUUACUUGUGCUAAAACAAUAUUACACAAGUAAAGCUUGAGACUGUGAAAGAAAACAAAAAAGCAGGGUUAAAAUUAAUGCAGAUUGGUAAAUGCAUCAUUCAGCCAACGCACAGUCGUAGCAAAACAAUGACGUAGAUCAUCGAAGGAGCAGCGGGCGGAAGAACGGAUUCUGUAUUGUGGGUCGUAAUUGGAGUGCUCAUUUUUUCGUUUAGCAAGACUUGUUCGACGCCAUUUUGUGGCAGUUUUGUUUGCUUUGCUAAGCUGCGUUAAGUGUGGGAGUACGGUACUGGAGUACAAAUGCACGAGUAAUACUUAAACAUAUAUAUUAACUACAAAGGCACGUUUUAUAUAUAAUAAGAUAUUUUCUGGAUCGUAUUGGUGUUGGAUUUCAGUGCAAUGAGACAUCCCAGAGAAUAUCCUGGAAUGCAGCCACAUUUUCCUCAAGGAUCUAGUGCAGUGAUUCGAUGCUUAAUGGAACUCUUGGCUGCACCAAGUCGACCUGACAGGGAGAGGCCUUCAUUGCUUCGACGCCGCGUGGCCUAUGAAAGACGCAAUGUUAGAGGAGAGAGGAUGGGUCGUUAUGAUCGUUACAGGGAAGAUGGGCGGGAAGGUCACAGUCGCAGAGACCAUGAUUUCCGAGAUGUAGACUACAGGGAUUAUGUUCGUGAGUAUUCCAGAGGGGAUCGUCAUCAUGAAUACAACCUGUCUGAUUAUGACCAGUCUGAGGAUCAAGACAGCCAAGAUGAGUCUGACAGAUUUGGGAUGUAUGACAGUCCUGAUGAGUCCUCUCCAUUCCCUGGAGAUGGUGACUUCCAUGAUGUGGACUACAAAGGAGAUUUAGGAGAGGGAAAGCCCAGUAAUAUCAUCAUGCUGAGACUUCUGCCUCAGAAUGCAACAGAAAAUGACAUUAGAGUCCUGCUGGAGGAUCAGGGCUACCAUCCUCGGGAAGUUCGUCUUAUGCGCAACAAGUCCUCAGGUCAGAGCCGGGGUUUCGCCUUCGUCGAGUUUAAUCACUUGCAGGACGCUACACGAUGGAUGGAAGCCAAUCAGAGGUCCCUGACUGUCCUUGGGCAUCGAGUGGCUAUGUACUACAGUGAUCCUAAGCCUAAACUGAAUGAAGACUGGAUGUGUACUAAAUGCCGUGUUUACAACUUCAAAAGAAGAGACAAAUGCUUCAAGUGUGGAAUUCCAAGAGCAGAAGCUGAGCAGAAAGCGAGUACUUCGAAAAAGUCCCUGCUGCAGGCUUUGACGGAAGCAGCUGCAGAGGCAUCUCCAGGUCUGUUGCCACUUCCUGAUGAGGUGACAUCUCAGAAGCAGCGAAGCCAACAGCAGGCACAGCCAUCCCAGCAUUCAUCAGAACCUGCAAAUGAUACUCUCAUUUUGCGGAAUCUGAGCCCUCAUACAAGUCUGGAGACCAUCCUUAGUUCCCUGUCACCAUACGCAGUACUUAGUGCAUCUAAUGUGCGACUGAUUAAAGAUAAGCAGACACAACUGAACCGUGGAUUUGCAUUUGUCCAGCUUGCAACCAUAGUGGAAGCAGCACAGCUGUUGCAGAUCCUUCAGUCACUGGACCCUCCACUGAAUAUUGAUGGAAAAACUAUUAAUGUAGAGUUUGCUAAGGGGACAAAAAGGGAUGUGCCGGUACCUGAAGGGAAUCGGAUUAGUGCUGCCAGUGUCGCCAGUACAGCAAUUGCUGCAGCACAGUGGGCAGUUAGUCAGCCAGCCCAUGAUGAAAAUGCCCAGGGACAGUGGGCAGAUUCUGAAGGACAGCACGGUGAAUACAGUUACUACCAGGAAGAGUCCAGUGAGCUUGCCGAGGGAGCACAUUAUGCCCAGGACAACUCUCAAAGCUGUGAGCAGACAGAUGGUGAAUCAUCUUCAGAACAUGGUGCUGUGGGAAGUGAUGCUGCCCAACAAACUCAAGAUGGGCAGAGUCAGCAGAUUGCAGGAAAAAAGAAGUCAAAGGGUAAUGCUGAUGGUGCUGUAGUAACUCAGAAAGUGGUAAUUGUUGGACAACCUCAGCCAGCUUCUGCACCAAAGACGUCAGCAGCUACUAGUACUGUCAAGACUGUGACCAUCACAACAGCGACAGGGCAAUAUGAAUUUCCUCAGUACCCUGCACCUGAUGUAUCUACUUUCCAGUAUGAUGAAACAUCUGGAUACUAUUAUGAUCCACAGACUGGUCUGUACUAUGACCCCAACUCUCAGUAUUUCUACAAUGCCCUUGCCCAGCAGUACCUUUAUUGGGAUGGUGAGAAGAGUACAUAUAUCCCUGCCCCUACACAGAACACUGAACAGCAUAAAGAUGGUUCAUCCAGCUCUAAGGAGGGCAAAGAAAAAAAAGAAAAGGAUAAACCGAAAACAAAAACAGCACAGCAGAUUGCAAAAGAUAUGGAGCGCUGGGCUAGAAGCUUGAACAGACAAAAAGAAAAUUUUAAGAAUAGCUUUCAGCCACUUAGUUCCCUGCGAGAGGAUGAGAAAAGAGAAUCUGCUACUGCUGACGCUGGAUAUGCGAUAUUGGAAAAAAAGGGCACAUUGGCUGAACGACAGCAUGUUGUGAUGGAGCAUAUAAAACUUGGCACCGAAGAGUUAAUGCAUUCCAGCCCACCAUUAGGCUUAGUUGCAGCCUAUAGUGGAGAGAGUGACAGCGACGAUGAGGUGGAGAGAAGUGUGUUUCAGGAAGAGAAGAUGACAGACUGGCUGAAACUGGCCUGUUUAUUAUGUAGGAGGGCAUUCCCCAGCAAGGAAGCACUAGUCAGACACCAGCAGCUCUCUGAGUUGCACAAACAAAACCUGGAGAUCCAGAAAAGGUCAAAGAUGUCUGAGAAGGAGCUUGAAGCACUGGAAAGAGAUGAAGUAGAGCUUAAGUACAGAGAUAGAGCUGCAGAAAGACGUGAGAAAUACGGUAUUCCAGAUCCUCCAGAGCCAAAGAAGAGAAAAACUUUAGCGGCAACAGUGGACUUUGAGCAACCAACCAAAGAUGGGCUUGGCACUGAUAACCUUGGGAGUCGGAUGCUGCAGGCUAUGGGAUGGAAGGCAGGGAGUGGCCUUGGACGAAAGCAGCAAGGAAUCACAAGUCCCAUUGAGGCCUCCGCACGGGCACAGGGUUCUGGUCUUGGUGCCCGUGGCAGUUCAUAUGGUGCCACCGCUUCAGACAGUUACAAGGAUUCCGUGAGGAAAACCACACUUGCCAGAUACAAUGAUGCAGAUUAAUUUCCAUCUCAUAAAUCAUCUGGACUCGUACAAGCUUCUUUUUUUUUUUUUAAGAAAGGGGUUACAGUAUAAAAAAAGCAAAGCUCAGGCUUGUGUCUUGCAUCUUCCUUUUGUGCCACCUGAUUUAUCAGAAGAUAUGUUGCAUUGGAAAUGGGAUAGUUUAGUUUUGCUUCUGCAGAUGAACAUCACAUACUAGUUGCAUAGUUGUAACUCAUAAUGGCAACUUUAAAGCAGAUUGGUAUUCUCUCUUUAGUAUUCAUCUUUUCAAAAAACAAUCUGUAGACCUCAUUUGCACAUUGUGCACCUUUACCCAUGUACUGACAAGUUGUUUUUGCUAGAUUUAUCCCAGAUACAACCUUGUUUCCAUUCUGGAUAUUGACUUUUUUUCCGGCACGUAUUGCAGGCUGGUUUUCUUGGGAACACCUACUUUUUUUUGCAUUUAUGUUUAGCAUAACAUUUUCUGGAUCUCUGCAUUACACCAAAGUGGAGUGUGUUUUUUUUUUUUUUUUUUCAGUUUUGUCCAAAAACUAUUAAGAUGCAAGCUAAGCUUGAUGAACUGUCAUAGUAUGCUGCUGCUGUCAUCCUAGCAUAAUUGAGUCGAGAGUAUUGUGGUUUCUAAACAGAUGAGUUUGUAAUCUGUAAAUGAAUCCCUGAUGUUGGCAUGUACAUUUUGUAAUAACUUGUAAUGUUAUAGUUAAAAUAGAGCCAGAAGCCCAAUUGAUUGUGUUUAUUACAGUCUGUUUAGCCUAAAAUUGAAGAAAUGAGAGCUAGUGCAGAAAUGUGGGUCUUCAGAAAGGAAUUUACUUUUCUAACUGGGGUGACAGAGUAGUUUGCAUACCCUUUUAACUGUCAGCUAGUGAAUUCUAGAUAACUCAUUGAUGGUUUAGCAGGCACUUCACCAUCAUAUGACUCUGAUGUGAUAGACUGCUAUUUGUACCCACCAAGUAUUCUGUGGUAAUACUGCAUAGAUAAGUGGGUCCAAUAAAGGCUUUUUUUUUUUUUUUUUUUUUUUGUGAUGCCUAUCUUUGUUAGCUAGCUGUGAAAAGGGGAGAAAGGUCUUUAGGAUGCAGAACUUUACUUUUCUUUCUCAGCAUCAGUUUUUUUUAUUUUCUUUAUUUGUAUAUUCUUUUAAUUGCAAACUCUAGUGUUGUCUGCAUAGGGUUUACUUUUUGUUUGUCCAGUUUUAUGAAUUAAUUUGCAUUAUCUGUACGUACAAUGACAGAUGUACUGUUUUACACCCAAUUGGUAAGGAGUGUACAUUUCUUUCCAUUCUUUUUUUUUAUCCACUGAGACCAGUUUUUUAUUUUCCUGACACCAGAUGCUUAGCUUCUAGCAUUUUCAUAGAAACAAGAAGGUGCUGCAGUAGUAUAGAGCCACUGAGAGUAUCAUUUAAUAACAGAAAUGCAAAAAGGCAAAGUGGCAAGCUCUGUUUUUCCACUUAUGAAACACACAAUACAUCUCUGUUGCCAUUUGAUAUAAGUUCUGCUCAGAGGGCCUGCAGUCUUCGUGUUUCAUUGACUAAUAUCUCUAGAUACGUAUCCCUGGACAAAUCCAAAGAGCAUCAUUACAUUUAUUAAAAAAAGUAAAUUGCCUACAGAUCACCCACUGCAAAAAUAACUUUUAAAUAGUGUGAUAUGUAAACGGUUGAAGUGCUCCUGUUCUCCUGUAGUAGCUGAUCUUCACCUUAAAGAUCCCAUAUGCGUGCCACGUUCAAGUAAAGACAGUAGUAUAGCCAUGAUAGGGCCAGCCUUUGGGAGGAAAAGCAUUUUCAAAAGUAGCACCAUCAGUUGAAUUUACUGGCAAAUGAUCUCAGCAGUAUUUAGUGUCACUAAAUUAAAAAUUAUUAAAGCAUCUAGCUGCUGAAUUCAAAUGUCCCAGUUUUGAUGCAAGCUAACUAGGCGUGCCCACAGAUGAAUGUAGAAAUAUUAGGAGAUUAGUACUUCAUUAACCUGCAAACACAAACUUUCCAUAGUGCAUUUUGUGAAUAGCUUACAACAUGGCAUAUCCACUGUCAUUACUGCUGCUUUGUACUUUACAUUCUAACCAGAGUGUAUUCUACAGCCAGCAGUAUUUUGUUUUGCUCUUGCAUACUUUUAAAACAUUGUCAUUGCCUAAUCAGUGCAGUCACAAGUUGUAAUGUUGUGUCUGAAUGCCACAAAACUGUAGUUACCUCCUUGGUCCAGGUCAUGGCCAAAAGUCUGUAGACCAGUCCACCAUCCUGGUUAACAAAAUAUAAAUAAGUACAGUAGCAGACCAGUAACAACGAAAAUUGUCAAAAGACACAAACGAAUAAACUAAAAGCCCAAGAAAAUAAAAAACUUCCGGACCACGUAGUGAAGGCUGUAGAAUACAAACUUUAAUAAAAUUAAACCAAAUGACUAAGCGGUUUCGCUAAUAUCAUUUAGCAUCCUCAGAGUAAAAAAUGUACCAGACCAGUUUGAAGGACAUAAGUGUUAGAACAACCAUUUUGUCUAUUUUUUUCAGAAUUUGCAGUAUUCUCAUUUAAUCACCCACCACUUUUUCUGAUCUUCAUGUCAUUUUGAUGUAGCAUUAUACUUUUGAACAGUCAUAAUCUUGACUGUGAACAGUUUUAUUAAAACAUAAUCAGUACAAGUUAGAUACGGUUUUUAGUUGCAGCUGCCAAAAUUGGUGCAUCAUUAUGCUUGUUUUGAACUUGUUUUUAAUGCUUUUCUCUGAAAAGAAGUGGUUACUUCCAUUCAGUUAGUUGUCAUAAUUCCUUUGCUUAUUCAUUUAUAUAAACUUUGCCAUUUGAGUCACAUCCUUCAGUUUACCUUUCCUACUACAGUUUUGUACCAAGUUCUUAGCAAUUUUUUAUCAUGUGGUUAACCCCAUAUGUAUUUAUCUAAAUGGAUAAACAGAUUCUCCAAGCUUUAUUUUAAGACCGUUGUGCACUAAGCAGUAGCAUUUUAAUAAGUUGUAGUGUCUAGACUUGGUUUGCAUGUCACUGUUUUGGUUUUGGAUACCUAACUUGCAGAGGUAUCUCAGGAGAAGUUGAAUCAUUUUUUUUUCCUUUCAGCUUAACCAGGUUUGAAUGCCUAGGCAGUUAGUGAUAGUUCAGCAUAAACAUGUCUUGGUUAAGUGUUUUCCAAGGUGUUUUUCUUUUGCUGUAGCCUUUGUUGCACCUUCCUGGUGAUUUCAUGACAUGGUAAGCACCUUAUUCUGUCUGUAGUGUAAUGAAGCAGUCAGGAUGUCUUGAUUCGGAAUAUGGCAGCAUAUUAAUGGAAAUGUGUAGAUUGUAAAAUUCACUUUCUAAGAUCUUUAUAGCAUGUUUUACUUUACUAAUACAAACUAUUGAAUUUGAAUUGCUAGGAGCUAGAGACUCUGAAAUUAAGAUCCAAAAGUUAAGUUUGCCUUUUUUGUGUGUGCUUGUGUGUGUAUAUGAGAGAGAGAGAGAGAGAGAGAAAGCAAGUAUUUUUGAUAUGAUGAUCUAGUGCUAUUUGUGUUCAGGUCAUUUGUAAACUUGAUUUUUGUGCUUCACUGCUGGGUAAGUAACUUCUUGUUGUACAUUGGAAGCUGUAUUAGGCUAUUGACUGUGACUCCUGUCUCUCAACAUUAUGUAACACUGGCAUGUCAAAUUCUAUAGCACACUGUCUUAUUUAAACCUAGUUAAGGAUAUAGAUUUGGGUGGGGACCCCUGUCUCUCAACAUUAUGUAACUCUGGCAUGUAAAUUCUGUAGCACACUGUCUUAUUUAAACCUAGUUAAGGAUAUAGAUUUGGGUAGGGACCCCUGUCUCUCAACAUUAUGUAACACUGGCAUGUCAAAAUCUGUAGUAGUCUGUCUUAUUUAAACUUAGUUAAGGAUAUAGAUUUGAGUGGGGACUUUACAGUCCUAAAAAACAAGUUUUCUUUGCAUUGCUAGGUUAGGUACUAAACCACCAAGCUUCUGGCAAAGUGUAUCAUUCCUUUACAUGGCAAGACCGCCAUGUUCUCUCUGCUUGUACUUUGUUUCCUUUUCCUUCAGCACAUACUGCAUAUUUGUUGACGUCUGUACAGAGCCAAAAAUAUUUUAGGGGCAGUGUUUAAAUGUUAUAAUUUAGUUAAAAAGCUAAUAGAACAACACAUUUUGCACCAGUAUACAUUUUUUUGGACAAAAUUGUAGAACUCUUUUUAACAGAUUAUAAUCAUCAAGUAUUUACCAGAGAAUUGGACAGAGCAAAAAUAAAAGGUGAAAUUAAGGACAUUGAAGAAGUGUGGUGCAGAACAUUUUGGAUCAUACUGCAGGCUACCAGAACCAGUAGAUAUUUUUGGGUUUGUGUGUUGACACUGACCGUAACCAAAUACAAAAUGUAUGCUUGACCCAUUUACAGUUUUGUGUGGCUUCUCACAUAUGGUUCUUAGAGAUUACCCGUUGCCAUAUUUGUAAAUUGUAUUCAAGCUAAUGCCUUCUCUCUUAGUAGAAAGUGUCAAGAUUUCUUUUGUCCUUUGCCUGUAGUUGUGGGAUAUAUGUUUUUUUUCAAAAUCCCAACUGUAUUUUAUGGUGGAUAAGUAAUCCUCCAUGUAGUUUUUCUCAGGUAAAGAGCCUUGCGUAUUUAGUCAUAGCAGAUUUGAACAUUUUCAUAUUGCGUAGACGAUAUGGUAAUAACAAAUAUGGGGGGGGGGUGUUUUUGCUUUGUACAUGUUGACAGACAGUGGGGUGCUUUUUGGAGUGAUUUUGUAUUUUUUUUUUUUUUUUUUUUUUUUUUUUUGUCUGUCUGGUCUAGAUCCCAGGUGUUGUCCAUGUCCUGUUGUUUACAUUUUGCAUAGGGAACCUGUCCUCGUGGUGAACCAUGCAGUACUUGAGGUGUUUUUUUAUAACAGAGAUUUUGUUUAAUUACAUCUCUUUGGGCGUGCCAAUUGUAAUGUGCUCUGGAGUAGAGCAAUUGCAUAUUUUAAAUAAGUAAAUAUGACUGCCUUACAUACAAACCCUACUUUCUCUUGCAUUAAUUUAUUAAUUUUACUUUAUUCAGGAACAUUAAAAAGCAUAUAAAUUGCCAGAUCUUCAGGGUCAGAUAUAAGCAUGUUGACUCCGUAAGUGCAUGGAAUGUGAAGUUAUUUCAUCAUCUGCUGUGUCCUUAUAGAUUUUCUGGAGGGGUAGGUAGUCCUUCAGCAUCAGAAUUUGCUUUGCUGUAGUUGCUCUUUGUCUCGAGCUAGUUUCACUGUCACUCACUACAGUGGCGAAAAAAGCAAAACUAAUCCUUUGUUUCAUCUGCUUUGAAAGCAUUUUAGUCAAUGUCUGAAUCUUGUGUUGUAUCACAAACAGGGUGUAUUGACAGUGGAUAAAUAAUGAAAGCUUUUAAUGUUUUUAUAAAUUUUGACCUGGUGUGCUGCAUUACAGAGUUUUAGAUAUGUUGCAUUCUUUUGUUUUUAUGUAGUGCUCUGGUCUUAAUAUGACAGAAUAGUAGAGCUGAAUUGUUGCUGAAAUCCGUAAAAUUUCUCAGGAAUGUUUGACUUUUCAUUACACUUUUUAGUCCAUUUAAAAUAACUUUUUUUGGAAAGAUUGUGCUGUUUUUUUCUACUCCCACUUGAAUGGAGAUUGUGUCAGGAAGUGAUGUUUACUGGGUCAAAGUACUGUAAUUGUUUUUUUCUGCCAAGAGUCUUAAGUAUACCAUUUUCAUCACUCUCCAACGGAGGUGAUAGUGGAAAUUAAUUUUGUGAGUCAGAUUAAAGACUGUACUGUUUUCUAUUGUUUAAAUGUAAUGCCUGCUUGCAGGUUGUUAGGGUUUGAGAGUAAUGCACUCCUUUACUGUAGAGAAGGCUUUUUAUUAGCUUACUUUUGCUGCGAAUAUCAGUGUCAUCCUUUUCAGCACCACUUGUUCUACUUAAGAAUUUGGAAGCUUUAAGAGAAACCAUUUGUAUUGUACACAGGUUUUAUUUCCCAGGAUGUUAGUUUUACACAGAUUUAAUUUGCACAGGGGUUGUAUUUUCUGUGUACAAGAGCCAUAGCCGGUUCAGCUAGUGCCUGGUGCUACUCCAAGAAUUAGCCCACGUCUCUGUAUUGAAGAGCAAAAAAUCUGUUUCCUGAUCUGGCACUCCAGGCCAGCAAAAAAGAUCCAGGUCCUUUCUCCAAGAUAUGCCCUCCUCGGAGGGGAAACAGGCCCUGUAUUUAAAGACUAAAAGAAACUACAUUUCCUCUUUUAAAAACUUGUAGCAGGCAUUUAGCCACACACUAAUCACUAAAGCAAACUGUAAAACAAGGGUUUCAGUAUCAGAAUUCUGCUGAUUGCUUGCGCUGCACUACUGACCAGUUGGCAUCUUUUGACCCAUGCCCCUCACAACUUAAACUGGGACGACUCCCUCUUGGCCCACUGUAGUUAUGUUUCUGCUCUCUACUUCCCUGACCACCAGAUCUGGGGCAAGUGGACUUGGCACCUGCUAGAGACAUUAAAAAAAAGCUGCAUUUAGAAUUUAUCAAUAUUCUGAACCUUGUAGUUUUUAGUAAGAAGCUGCAUUUGUCCAGUUCAUUUGCAAUAAGGAUUGUAAUUCUGUAAACCCAAGGUGAUAUUGAUAGUUGGGCUAUUUCUGUGCUUAAUUCUGACAAACUUGAUCUAAUUUUUCUCCACACCUGUGCAAAUCUGGUUUGUUGUACUGCUUACUUAACUCUGUUGCCAUACAGGAUAGCCUAAAAUAAUACUCUUAAAAUAAUUAUCAACCCAAUCUUAUCCAUGUUUGUUUUGGUUUGAAGCUGUAUUCCUUAUUCGUAAUUAAAAACCCUAAUUACCUUCAUGUUUUAGCAAUGGACUACUGUCCAGUAGAUAAGGGUAAGAAAUCUCCUUUAAAAAGUUCUUAACACCAUCCUAAGUGGAGCUGUCUUUCAGGGAUGUAGGCACUAUAGAAUAGGUUGUGCCGUUAACUUCAGUUGGGAUUUGAGUUAAGUACCUUCAGUGGGCAAAGUGUUCCCGCAUGACAGAAUAAGUGCCUGUCAAUUGACUCUGGUUUCCCUGUGACAUUGCUGUAAGAAACCCCAUCCUCCUAUUUUUGCCCAUCUUAUGCAUACAUCUCAAGUGUUUAGAUUUUUGUCCCUUAUUUUUGGUCAUUUUCUCAUAAAAUGUGGUUUUUUUUUGGUAAAUUAUUGAAGACAGAAUCAUGAAAUAAUGGCAGUUAUUUGAGUUUCAGACUUUAACAUCUUUCAGAAAAUUCAUGUUAACGCUACAUCUUUUAUUUUAACCAAUUUUUUUAAAUUUAUAAAAAAUAUUUAAAAUCUGUCCUUGGUUUUAGGCCUUUGUUCCCCCCGUCCCUCUAUUUUGACUUUGUCCCAAAUACUUUCUGUAAGAGGUUCAGCGAUAUGAUCUCCUUUGUGUUCAGCUUCACAUACAAGAAUCAUUGCUGUGAAAAACAGCAUUCUGUUUUUUAUGAACAGGAGAACAAUUCUGAUAUGUACUUACGCGGUAUGUUGCUGACAGGUUACAAAAUAGUUUUGAUGAUUCAUCUGCUUUAGUUUAUAAGAAGGAUUUUCAGAUCUCCUCAUUGUCAGAAGAUGUUUAAAAAAUGAUGGGCUACUAUUCUAGGUUAUUUUUUGUACUAUAGGAAAAGACGGCAGCAAGUCCUGGCUGUGUGUGGUAUAGAGCAUAGUCAUAACUAUGACUCGCCCAGCUCAGGUUUACUUAACACCUUGGGUGCUUGAAGAGCUGGGCUGGAAACUACUACGGGAAGGGGAUAUUGAUGGUCUGUUAUCUGGUUCAUUGCAUACAUAACAGCUGUAACUGGUGAUGGCAGCCCUCAUUAGCAUGUAGGUGGGAGCGUUUAAAUAGAGAAGGCAUCAACCACCAAAGGGUAAGGGUUAGGGCCUAAAAACAAAAUAGUCCUGAUGACUGCGUAAAAGACUGCCUCCGUGAUUAGCUUUUUACAGUACAGGAAUGGACGUGGGCUGAUUGAUCAAGGAAGGCUAAUGAUCAGCAGGCAGGGACAAAAAAUACAGAAAAAAAAAUGUUGACAAAGGCUACUUUGAAACCUGUACAGCUUUAGCCAGGUAUCUUACAGCACUAAAGAUGGUAAUACCCAUACUUUUCUUUGCCAAAAAGUAGAUUUUUUUUUUUGUAAUUAUAAUGCUUAUUGCCAUAUUCUGAUCUUCAAACUCCAGAGGACAUUUCUUAAAUUCUUCUUGGAGAAAUAGUAACUUUUUCAACCUGGAGAGCUUUAGAUCCGAAAUGGCUACUCCGAAUGCCUAGUACUAGCACUGAAUAUUCAUUUUUAUCCCUUUUUGGGUGGUUGUUUGCAGCAACUUUUAUUGGUCUAUUUAGCUUGGACUUGCAUUGAGUAAACGAAAUGUGUACCUGAAUCGCUAACAGCAGAAAGUACUUCAUGGGUGGUUUAUUGGAAACAACUUGGGAAAUUAUCUUAACAGGAGGCGUAACUCUGGUAUCCUUAUUUUGAUGGGUGAUGCUAUAAGGUAGGCUUUUACAGGUUCUUCCUUGACUGUUUUGGACUACUCAUCAACCAGCUGUUCUGUUGUACAAAGCGUUAGGCUUUACAUUCAACCAUUUCAUCGUCUGAGAAGUCUGUGGUCAUUUGGAAGAUUGUUUAGACCAAACAAUUCAGUUAAUUUCAAAUUUUGUCAACACAUUUUUCUAAUUGCUGUUACCUUAGAGGAACUCUAUAGUGCAUACAGAUACCUUAAGUCUUAAUGACAGUGGUCAGUUGAGGGGAAUUUUCUCCUUGUUUGGGUGAAGUACUACAUCUGUCUAAAUGAGAUUUCAUUUUGUUUGGUUUCAGACAUUUUCAUUGAAGAGUAUUCAGUCAACACCUGAGGGCCAAAGAGGCAGUUCAUUUUGCUUGAUUAUUUUAAAGGGAUGCAGACCCAUGCAUUAAAAGUGGAUGAAGUCUCUCUUCUUGAUAAAUAGUUCCCCAUUUUGCCUGAGAAUUCUUCUAGAUGUUGAGACCAAGUCCAUUCAAAGGACAUAUCUACUAUGACCUUAGCUAUUUAGUCCUAAAUAAAUUUUCUUUACGUACUAGCUGUCUGAGUGGAAAUGGACAACACAACAGUUAUUUUGUAUGUAAGCAAGCACAACGCACAGUCUUACCAAAUUUCUUGUUUUGCUGUGCACCAAUGAGUGUUAGUGCAGUCUCUGACAUUUACUAAGUGCAUCUUCUGGGAGAAGGCAUUACAUUAGCAGGCCAUCUAGUUGUGAUCAUUUUAAACAGUGAGUCUGGAUGUUUUCUGCUAUUUUUCUUCCAUAUGAAAGUUUUUAGAAAUUGAUUUCUGUACGGUACCUUGGGGAGACCAUCUUGUAGUGGUAUUUCUAGAGAAUGAGUGAAAGCUCAGUGUGGAUAUUUUCUGCUGCCUUGCUUCCAUGUGGAGAAUGUCAGAAAUGAAUUUCAGUACAUUCCAGUUCACCAUGUAGUCCUUGUAGGGGACUUAGUAUGCACGUUUCAUGUGAACUUCUGGUUCAUAUAGUUCUAGAAGCAAAUGAAGAAAUGCUGUCAUUGUAUCCUUACUGCCUUUUACUAACUAAGGCAGCUAUCAGUCAAGUUCAGUAGGACAGGUGUUAAUCCCACUUUUCACUUGCUUCAGCUCAGUUUUGAUGCACAUGUGGGUGAGAGUACUACAGAAUGCCAGAGAACUGAUCAUUCAGAGAUGUUAAUUGGCUUAUUGAAGACAUUUUUCUUCUGGCGCAGUGAUAGUCUAGUUUGUAUGCCUGUACAGCUUUAAAAUGUUCCUGGUUAUCUGCGUCUUACUUUUGAGGUAUGACUUGUUUUUCCAUUAAUCAACAUUGUGAUUUGAUGGCUUGUUUGGAAUGGGAGGCCACCUUCAUGUUCUGCAGUCAAGAUGAUUCUGAAAGGAAGUUUUCUUAUUUUGUCUUUGUAGAAGCUAUUGUUCACUUGAUACUUAAGCGCGGUUUUCAAAAUAAUGACAUUUUCAUUUUAAACCUCCUCUUUCUAUUGCCUGAAAAAUGUGUCCUUGAAGACUGAUUUGCUUCUGCCAUUUAUUUCAGCCUGGACGGUUUCUGGAUUGUAGUCUCUCGUGUGCUUAGCGGCAAAAGGUGGGGUGACCCUUGUUUACUGAAAAUCCGGAUGAACCCAGUUUGCAUCCUGUGGAUCUAAAAAUGGUUUCCUCCAUGCUUCACAUGAACUAUAGGUUAUUUGAAAGUUUGUUUGCCUGUCAUGCUUAUAUCAGUUUGGGCUUUUACUGUAGGGGAAGUCAACCAUUUUUAAUCUGGCUAAUGCCUUUACUGUAUUAUAUUUUUAGUUUGGUAGGCCUCUACAGGGACCCAUCAGAAGUUCCUCCACAAUUAGUAGUUUGCUUUUGAGUCAUGUCAGCAGCAGAUAUUUGUGGAACACUGUAGUCAAAAAUAGGAAAGACCUGUACAUGUAUGCUGUACAUGAAAACAUCUACCCAGUCUGAAUCUGAAACUGGGUCUUCUUCCUAGGAGUCAGGUGACCCAAAAGACAUUAUUUGUGAGACAGAGUAAUAAGACACACCCACUGCUGCAGCACCUUUCUGGAUGAUCUCUUUUUAGGCAAACAUUCACUGUUUCAGAUAAGCCACUGUUGGACACCAUUGGUGCCCCUUGGACCUCAGGGAGUUCCUACUGGAUGCCACAUUCCAGGGGGAGAUCUGUUUGGCACAGGACCAGGUUUAUCCCCUCCUAAAGAGGAAAUAGGCCCUCAGCACAGUAAGCCCUCCUUGCUUGUUGUAGCCCCCCAUGCUAGUCAAGGUACACAAGUUAGGGUGACUCUUCUGGCCCAGCACUAGAAACCCUGUUUAAGACUGCCUAUGUAGGACAGUUUUCCUUUUUACCAUUACUGGACGGGCUAUCAAAAAGGACCACUGGGGUUCUUUACAUGGCCAAGGCUGGAUGCAUCUUGGAGCUUUUAAGUCCUCUCUUAUGAUGAUUUCCACUUAGAGACUUAGCCAGCUCUGUAGAGCUCUUAGGAUAGGACGAGAUUUGUGCUCUUCAAAAUGGCAGUAGAGGCCCUUCCUCCUUUGGAGUGAAGGCAGUGCGCAUACUCCUACCUUUUCUUAGAUCCAAAGGGGGCAAAAAGAUUCUGCCCUGUAUUAGUUUCAUCCAACACAUUGGUGUUCUGGAGCUAUUUUUACAAAGGCCAAUACUGUUGCUGCAGCAGAGUACCUCUAGAGUCAUUUGAGGGUCAUUUUGUCAUUGGACGUUUUUAGACAUAUGGGGGUUGUACAAGAUAUUUGCUGAGUUUAUUCUUGAUGGACAUCGUUUUCCACAGAGUGCUCCUUGGCAUUCUUUUAUUCUAGAGCUUUUUUAAGGUACGUUACCUACUGGGACUUGUUUCCCCCUAUCUGAUUACUAGCUAUUGGUGACCCUGUUGAGUUGACUUGCCUGGUAGCUUCCCUUGAGUAUGUGUUCCCAUAGUUGCAAUCUAUGGAUUUCACUAUAAACUGAAAAUUCCUUUUUGUGCUGAUUUGAGAAGAUUGUCUUCAUCAACUCACAGCUGGAAAUUUUCAGUAGUCUGGUAUGUCUUUUAUUCAAGAGGACCCAGAAAGUCAUGGCCUAGGCAGCCUACGUGAAGGGUAUUUUAAAGGUUUAAGGCAGAAUUUCUAGUAUUUUCUGGAGUCGAUGGCUGUUGCAAUUUUUAUAGUGUCAUUUGCACACUGGGAUGAGAGGGUGUUGCAGUGGUCUAGGGUCAGUGCCCACAGAAUCAGCACAAGUUUAAGGUUUCACUGAAAAGUACUGCUGUUAGUGUUUGCCUAACUAAUGGUGUGGCAACUUAACACAGCUCUGUUCAGAGAUGUUUCUGUCCCAGACACUUGUGCUGCAACCAUUUGGUUAGUGUACAUAAUUCACACAGUGUUGCUUGGAUCCUCCUUCCCCAAGCUGGAUCACCUUUGUUACUUCAAGGCUGUGCUUCUAGCUCAUUGGCCUUGCUUGUGAAUGUUACCUCUCCUGGCAUUUUCACUACUAAGAAUUCUUCCCAGUGGUGAAACCCACCAAAGAGGUUGCCACUGAUCCUAGAUGUAACACACUGCUAUGGUUAGACUUGAAUCAUAACUGUCCUCCCCCAAAUGCCUGGAUUGCCGCUUCUUUCAGAGGCUUCUGUUGGAAUUCCCCAUAUGUAAGACACAGUAAAUUUCUGCAACAGCAUAGAUAUUUUAUAUUCAUUGUUUUUCAUGCUUAGCUGGAAGUGUUCUUAUUUGUUGUUUUGGGCAGAGUGGUGUGCACAGGUGUGAAUGCAGUCUAACUUGGUGCAGGAUGUGAUGGCACAACAUGUGCAGGGUGCAGGGUCCUCAGUCAAGGGGGUUUCUGAAAAGAACAGCCAUAUUGGAGGGAAAAGAAGAAUAAGUAGUUGAAGACCCACUGAGGAGGGUUCCGUCUUAGAUCGGGAGGGGUUGAUUAGUACUGGAGGAGUGGGGCGAAGGUUAGUAUGGCACACUUCAAUCUCUAGGGGGUGAGGUGAGUUUCCUUGGUGGAGACUGGGAAAACCACCUGGUUGGUGGGGGGAACUGGUUGAUAGAAUGUCCAUCAUUCCAUCCUGGACAAGCCCAUUCCAUGCUACCUUCCUGGUACAGCUAGGUGUGUGCUGAGAUGAGGUUGCAGAAUAAAGGGGGGGGGGCUUACCAUUGAUGGCUGCUUCAAUGAUUGCCUUGCACUGCCUCUUGUCCUUGGUGAAGUAGCAGUGAAUGAGUCAUUUGUUUGAAAGAAGUAAAGCUGAUGAUCAGUAGGAAGUAAAAUCCAAGGAGCAAGAACCCGUUAUGUAGGGCAUUUGAGCACAGUUGUAGUAGCCUUAGCUUAUAUGGAUUAUAUUCUGCUAAGGAUACAAAAGUCAGCCAGCUAAUAAAGCUUAAAGCAAACUUUCCACAUGCCAAAACCAUUAACCUAUUCAAGCAGAGCUGAAGAAAGUGUGGUUUGGGUACCAAGCCAGUUAGUUUUCCUGCUGCCAAAACACACUCCCUUUGUGGGCUUUUGAGGAUCAACAGUCAGUUAAAAUGUUUCCCAUUGCUGGGCUGGUAAGUUUCCUUUGAGUAAAUGGGGAUCCUUCCAAAUUUUAUUUUUGACAAAAUGAACUUUCUGUGAAAUUAAUUUUUAGCCAAUAGUAUUUUUGUAGACGGUCAUGUGACUUGGUUUUAACAGCUUUUUUCCCUUUAAAAAAAAAACUAGCUUAAAAAUAUUUUCCUUGGUCAACUUUUUUUUCUGUUUCACGGACUACUUGUUGCUAGGCUUCCUUGAGAUUCUUUUUCAACUUCGUGGAACAUCCAUUUGGUUCCUCUGGCCGUCCUCCAGUCUAGCCUCAAAAAGAAAAAAAUUCUGAGUAGCUUUUGCCACUUCAGCAGGCUUAUCAGUGCCUCAGCUGCAGAUGGGUGACUGCUGUGGCCAUUUCUGUCUCUUUAGGCCAUUCAUAUUAUUCCUGUCUCCCUCUGUGUGAUGAAAGAAGGGAAGCUGAUACAGCGAAUUCCACAGAUUUUUCAGCCUUCCUUCUCUAAGUCUGUCAAGGAGUUUAAUGUUACUUCUUCAACCUCUUAUAGAAAGUAAAAUAAGCAAACAUAAUAAGCUUGCUGGUAAGGAGAUUACAAAAAAAUAAAAUGGUAGGGAGGCUCCGAGAAAAAGGUGGAGCCACCCCCCCCCCCCCAUCCAUCUACCUUUCUACCCUGGCAAGAAUUGAAUUCUUCCCAAAAAUCUGAACGUACAUUUCUGUCUUUGGCAACAGGUUGUCAGACAGUUGGGUUUUGAGAAUGAUUCGUCAUGGAUGCAGGUGGCAGUGGGAGAGACUUCCUCCUUUUCAGGGGAUUCCUCCUCAUCUGCUCCAUCAAACAUUUAUUUUCCUUCCUGUCAUUCGGCAUCUGUUAACUCAGGCCAGUCUGUUCUUGAGAGCACAGUAAGCUUUUUGCUGGUCUGUUUGGUAAUAGUUAAUGCUUCGGUUAACAAGUUACCAUAAUCAUGACGUUAACGCCAACUUUUCCUACAUGACAGAGUCCAUUUAGGCGCUACUGUUAGCCAUCUACAAAUAGGAUUAGCACAUCACACAGCUGUAUCCUCUGGUAUAGUUAAUGUCAGUUUUAUAUUUGUGUGGAGCCCAUGCUUUUAUUUUCCCUUUCCAAUGAUCUGUUGUAGCCUAAUCUUCCUAAUGUGAAGUUUAUACUGAACUUAGUUUGAACUUAAACAUUUUUGUUUUUAAGUUAUACAUUGAUGUGAAGCCAAGUGCUACUGUUAAUGGGUUUUUGGAGGUUGUAGUGUAACGCACAGUAUUUUUGACCGUACUUAAACAUUUUUUGGAAAUGUUAAUGUUCAUGUAAGCAUUCCCGGUAACUAAAUUAAGUUUUUGUUAGGUUGUUAGCUGCACAAAUUAACUAGAGCUAAGCUUAAGUUGCUGGGCCAUUUCAGUUGAGAGUUCAUAGUAUGGAAAAGGGGCGAUGUUCAAAGUUUCUUUUAGGUUGCAUUUAUGUUCUGGUUGUGAUCUAAGAGGCAUUAACUACUCCUGUAACAAUCUGCUAGAUGUGAAAUGUCCUUGUGCUGUAGUUGGGCCUAAGUUGAGGAAUUAAGGAGUAAGUUGGAGAAGCUGCCUGCAUUGCAAGUUUUCCUACAAAAUUCCCGAAAGGACUACAGCAGUCUUUCAGUGUAAGAAGGAAAAUCUCUACACUGUAAAGUAAAGAAUUCGGCUGCAGUAUGAAGUAUUUUCAGUUUAUUUUAAAAAAAAAAUUAAGACAAAUGAAGCCCGAGGGUAGGGCAUUAGGUGUGCAUGUUAGCCAUGUGCUUAUUAAUCAGCUAGUAACAUUUACUAAGAACGGACUUUGACACUAAUAGCACUAGGGAAGGGACAGCUACUGGUGUUACUAGAAUUACAUUCUAGAAUUAAUGCAAAAUGUGCUGAAGUAUUGGAUUUGUUAUGCAAAUACAAGUUUACCCUGUACUUGUAUGUUUUCCAUCAGUGUGAGCUUUGGGUUUAGUUUCUGGGUACUUCAUAAGAAUUGUAAUAUGCCAUGCAGUGGUGGUAUUCCUACAAGGAGUUCCAGUUGUAGUAAAUGAAAUGCAUUUGUACAUAAAUGUGAAUUGUGUAUAUGUAUAUAUAAAAUAUGUAUAUAUAUAUAUGUAUGUAGUGCAGAGCUGGUAAUGCAUUAUAAAUGUUCUUGUAACAAAAAAGUAAUGUAUGUUUCGAGCUGUACAGCUUAAGGCUUGAAGGUUUCCAAUUUUGGAGAUUGGGAGUUGGGGGUCUCAGGAAAAAAAAUAACAUUGUGUGAAAAUAAUCGCAGAGCAUCCCAAAGUGAAGAUUAAAAGACUUCCUCUUCCCAGCAGUUUUGGUAUAGUUCUUAUAAGUUUCUGCACACAAUUGUUUUCUCUGUAAUUUUGUAUUUUUGUAAAUCUUGUGAAAAAUAAAGUAUUUUUUCUCUUGA